Silurus meridionalis is the source of this 884-nucleotide messenger RNA. RefSeq names its product transmembrane protein 126A (gene tmem126a). The transcript has 5 exons. Bases 138 to 743 code for a protein of 201 amino acids. Gene Ontology annotation, biological process: mitochondrial respiratory chain complex I assembly. The record is from RefSeq and is a predicted model, not a curated record. Gene Ontology annotation, cellular component: mitochondrion. NCBI's taxonomy places the organism in Eukaryota, Metazoa, Chordata, Actinopteri, Siluriformes, Siluridae.
GCGAGAAUUCCUGCCUGUCGGUUCAGGGUAGCACGUGGGUUAGUAAUGGCGGCGCCCUGUUCAGCUUGAAGAGGCGUAAUGGGAGAAGAAACAUGUUAGCAUUGGAAAGAAUUAACAUACUGUAAGAAACAGGAACCAUGUCUCUCAAAGACAUCCGUGAAGGACAGCCAAUGUCCAGAGCCAUGAUCAUGGAAAUGCUGGCCAAGAGAUUUGAAAGGCUGCCAGACUUUGAUAGGAAGCUGUUCGCUUAUGGACCGGUGUACUUGGGUGGUAAUGCUGGACUGGCAGGUCUAAUUGCAAACAGUUUGUACAGGAGAGUGCUGAACGUAACCCAAGGAGUGUUUACUUCCGGCCUUCCCAUGGCCGUACUUCCCUUUCUUACAACUGUGGCGUUAUAUAAUGCAACUGUUAGCAACCCUUUAUUAGCAGGUGACCUCGACUGCCCAACUUGUGCCCUGCUGAGGGGUGGUUUAGUAGGUGUAAUUGGUGGUGGAAUAUACCCCAUUUUACUGGCACUGCCAGUCAAUGCUGGGCUUGCAGCAAGGUACAGCAGUGCUCCAAUGCCAGAGAAGGGGAACAUGAUCCGCUUCUGGACGACCCUCAGCAAGCCUAUUGUAAGAAAAAUGUAUGCUGUGCUGUUACUCCAGACCCUGUUUGGUACAUAUUUAGGUUCCAAACACUUUGAGAUCUACCAAAAGAUGCUUAAAUUACCAGAACCAGAUUCUGAGGACUUACAUGACUAAGCAGACAUUUUGAAAGAAAAUGCACAAUGUUUGUGCAUGACUCUCAAAUUCCAGGUGUACACUGUGUCUUGAAAACAGACCUUAAUCUAAUUUCUUUUUUGCUUUUGAUACAUCAUUAAAGCCUAAUGCACUAGGUUGAAA